Nyctereutes procyonoides (raccoon dog) is the source of this 3769-nucleotide messenger RNA. It is a transcript of the gene CASD1, whose product is annotated as CAS1 domain containing 1. The transcript has 19 exons. The record is from RefSeq and is a predicted model, not a curated record. Gene Ontology annotation, cellular component: Golgi membrane. Bases 391 to 2577 code for a protein of 728 amino acids. Gene Ontology annotation, molecular function: N-acetylneuraminate 9-O-acetyltransferase activity. NCBI's taxonomy places the organism in Eukaryota, Metazoa, Chordata, Mammalia, Carnivora, Canidae.
CUGGUGGCCGUGCUGCUCCUCGCGGCGUGCCACCUCGCCUCCCGCCGCUACCGAGCCUCCCAUAGGUCCCAGCCAUAUGAUCUGGCAGGCCUGGCUUUGGCUCAUCUGCAGUGGCUCCAACAGAAGUCAGCCACUUUCAUGUGUGAAGGAAAACCAGCAGUAUUGAAGCAUUAAUUUGUGGUCAUUUUGAAGAUGAUUUUCUAACUAUCAUUAAUCACUUUAUGUUAGUUUGGUAUAAGAUGAGAGUAAUCUAACUCGAUUUUGUCUCUGUGAAGUAGUGAAGAUAAAUGUCAUAACUGGUGCUCUAGUGCUAAAGGCAAUGAUUCAUGUGAAUACCUUCUCUCAAGUGGCAGAUUUCUUGGAGAGAAAGUUUGGCAACCUCACAGUUGCAUGAUGCAUAAAUACAAAUUCAGUGAAGCAAAGAACUGUCUUGUAGAUAAACAUAUCGCAUUUGUUGGAGAUUCCAGAAUUCGUCAGUUGUUUUAUUCUUUUGUAAAAAUAAUCAAUCCCCAAUUCAAAGAAGAAGGAAAUAAGCAUGGAAACAUUCCUUUUGAAGACAAGAUUGCAUCAGUUAAAGUGGAUUUUUUGUGGCAUCCAGAAGUUAAUGGUUCCAUGAAACAGUGUAUCAAAGUGUGGACCGAGGAUUCUGUUGCAAAACCCCAUGUGAUUGUAGCAGGAGCUGCCACAUGGUCUAUCAAGAUUCACAAUGGUAGCAACGAAGCGCUUUCCCAAUAUAAAAUGAACAUUACCUCCAUAGCCCCACUUUUAGAAAAACUGGCAAAGACUAGUGAUGUUUAUUGGGUCUUACAAGAUCCUGUUUAUGAAGAUUUAUUAAGUGAAAAUAGGAAAAUGAUCACUAACGAGAAGAUAGAUGCCUACAAUGAAGCUGCAGUCAGUAUUUUGAAUAGUAGCACCAGAAAUUCUAAAUCAAAUGUUAAGAUGUUUAGUGUUUCCAAAUUAAUUGCUCAAGAAACCAUCAUGGAAUCUUUGGAUGGCUUACAUCUCCCUGAAUCAAGCAGAGAAACUAGUGCAAUGAUUCUUAUGAACGUGUAUUGCAAUAAGAUUUUGAAGCCUGUAGAUGGUUCCUGUUGUCAACCUCGGCCUCCUCUUACUCUCAUCCAGAAGCUAGCUGCUUGUUUUUUCACUUUAUCUAUUAUCGGAUAUUUAAUUUUUUAUGUAAUCCAUCGUAAUGCUCACCGGAAGAAUAAGCCAUGUACUGAUUUGGAAAGUGGAGAGGAAAAGAAAAAUAUUAUCAAUACCCCUGUGUCUCCAUUAGAAAUACUUUUACAGUCUUUCUGCAAACUUGGCCUGAUAAUGGCUUAUUUCUAUAUGUGUGACCGUGCGAAUCUAUUUAUGAAGGAAAACAAAUUUUAUACACAUUCAACUUUCUUUAUUCCAAUUAUCUACAUCUUGGUUUUGGGAGUAUUUUACAAUGAAAAUACUAAGGAGACUAAAGUGUUAAAUAGAGAACAAACAGAUGAAUGGAAAGGCUGGAUGCAACUUGUGAUUCUGAUUUAUCAUAUCUCUGGAGCAAGUACAUUUUUGCCUGUGUAUAUGCACAUCCGGGUUUUAGUUGCUGCAUACCUAUUUCAGACAGGGUACGGGCAUUUCUCAUACUUUUGGAUCAAAGGAGACUUUGGAAUUCAUAGAGUCUGUCAGGUCUUAUUUCGUCUCAAUUUCCUGGUAGUGGUGUUAUGUAUAGUAAUGGAUCGACCUUAUCAAUUCUAUUACUUUGUCCCCUUGGUCACUGUAUGGUUCAUGGUCAUAUAUGUUACUCUGGCGCUAUGGCCACAAAUAAUCCAAAAAAAAGCAAACGGAAAUUGUUUCUGGCAUUUUGGCUUACUGUUGAAACUAGCCUUCUUGCUGUUAUGUAUAUGUUUUUUGGCAUAUUCUCAGGGUGCAUUUGAGAAGAUCUUUUCUCUUUGGCCAUUGUCCAAGUGUUUUGAACUGAAAGGGAAUGUAUAUGAAUGGUGGUUCAGAUGGAGGUUAGACCGUUACGUAGUCUUUCAUGGAAUGUUGUUUGCUUUCAUCUAUCUGGCUUUACAGAAGCGUCAAGUACUUUCUGAAGGAAAGGGUGAACCUCUUUUUUCAAACAAAAUUUCAAAUUUUCUAUUGUUUAUUUCAGUAGUUUCUUUCUUGACCUAUUCCAUCUGGGCUAGCAGUUGUAAAAACAAAGCAGAGUGCAAUGAACUCCACCCAUCUGUAUCUGUGGUACAGAUUUUAGCUUUCAUCCUAAUAAGGAAUAUCCCUGGAUAUGCCCGUUCCGUUUAUAGCUCAUUUUUUGCUUGGUUUGGAAAAAUUUCAUUAGAGCUAUUUAUUUGCCAAUAUCACAUAUGGCUGGCAGCCGACACAAGAGGCAUCUUGGUACUCAUACCUGGAAACCCUAUGCUCAACAUCAUUGUCAGCACUUUCAUAUUUGUUUGUGUGGCACAUGAAAUUUCUCAGAUCACUAAUGAUCUUGCACAGAUUAUUAUUCCUAAAGAUAACUUGUCUCUGUUGAAAAGGUUGGCAUGUAUAGCUGCAUUUUUUUGUGGACUCCUCAUCUUAUCGUCGAUUCAAGACAAAUCAAGACAUUAGGUUACUAAAAUCCUAAGAAACUUAAACUCUCCAGGCUAAUUUUGUGUCUGCCUAGAGGAGAAAUGCAUCUAUCUGGAGAUAUAAAUGUAUAUGUAAAUUAAAAACUUGUUUGGCAAGAGGACAGCUCAGUGGCGUCUGUUGAACAUGUGUGGUUGUAUAUAGUGGAAAUGUACAUCUCCAAUGUGAAAUACCGAAAAAAAAUUGAAGCAGAGUGCAUUGUAUAGGAUUGCAUGUGAAAUGUCUUUUCUACUGGAUCUAUAUAUCCAUUUAUAAAUCAUUUUAAGUUAACAUGAAGGCAGGGAAAUAAUUACGUUUCCAGUAAAAACAUAAUUAGCUUAGUGGCACCACUGAGGUUUUGAUAUUUACUAAAUUUGUGGUAAUAAGAUUAUCUAUAUUAUCUAUCUGUAUUCAUCAUGGAACUUCCUACUUAGCUGAAAACUUUCUUACUCAAGAAUGACUGCAGUAUUGUUUUCUUACCAUAAGUGCAAUGAUGUGGGACGAUAAACAAGUAUGCCUUUAAUUUAUAUAUGUUCACGUUCUGAUGUUAGCUGUUUCCUGACAUGAUUUUUCUUUCCCAGCCUUGGUUUUUCAGGUAUACCUACGUCUUUGUACCCUUUGUCUCACAGAGUUGUUCUAGGCUCUGUGACAGGGUUUUGUCACUGUUGUUGCUUCUUUUUAUAAAAGGCCAAAUUUUCUUUCCAAUCCAGACACCCAUCUGUUUCCUUUCUUUAAGCUAUACCAAUGUAAUACCAGUUACCCUGUGGAUCCAUGUAGUAUGUUUUCCUCCAACUCAUUAAUUUCUCUCUUAUUUCCAAUGUUUGGAAAGCUCUUUAUAAUCAUCUUAGUAUUUCCUAUUACUCCCUCCCUGCUAUUUUAAAAAGAAAUAUUUAUCAGUCUAACUUGUGCAGUGUAGUAAAGAUUCAAGCUGUUGACGGAGAUGUAUAGUCCUAAGUAGAAUUUUAAGUAACUGGGUGACAAUGGGCAUAUGUGUUUUUCAUUUUGUCUUGUUACAAGCUAACUGUUAGAGGUAUAAAUUUAUUUAUCUGUUGUACAGAUUUGACUAUAAUGUUUAAUGUCUGAAAGAUUGCACUUGUUUGCUCUUAUUGUGCGUGGGAUAAAGUAUAUUUUCUGUUCCUGGUAUAUGAAUAUAUGGAGUAAUUUAAACAGUAAAUAAACAUUCUGUGGAUGCUUA